Molecule: messenger RNA, 2986 nt
Organism: Rana temporaria (common frog)
Lineage: Eukaryota; Metazoa; Chordata; Amphibia; Anura; Ranidae
Gene: TBL3
Product: transducin beta like 3
Exons: 22
Coding region: 116-2587 (823 amino acids)
Biological process (GO): endonucleolytic cleavage in 5'-ETS of tricistronic rRNA transcript (SSU-rRNA, 5.8S rRNA, LSU-rRNA); endonucleolytic cleavage to generate mature 5'-end of SSU-rRNA from (SSU-rRNA, 5.8S rRNA, LSU-rRNA)
Cellular component (GO): 90S preribosome; nucleolus; small-subunit processome
Molecular function (GO): U3 snoRNA binding; protein binding
Source: RefSeq, a predicted model, not a curated record
ACAUAGAAUAGCAGCGCCGGAAGUCCUGUGUUUCUCUAUGGAAGCCAUGUGUGUUGCUGGUCGCAUGUACCGGGAUUGAAUGAGGUAGAGCCCGGAGAGGACGGGGUAGGAGAACAUGGAGCCCCCCACCGUGCAGUUUAAGAGCAAUUAUGAGGUGGAGAGAAGGAUCGAAGCUUUCUACAAAGGUGGAAGAGUCCAGAUCAAUAAAGACGGAACUCACCUGUUUUGUACUUGUGGAAAUAAAGUUAAUAUUCUAGAAAUUGCUACAGGAGUUAUUGUACGCUCUAUAGAACAGGAUGAUCAGGAAGAUAUCACAUGCUUUUCUCUUAGCCCGGAUGACGAGAUCUUGGUGACGGGCAGCCGUGCCUUGCUUCUAAAGCAAUGGUGUUGGGAGGAUGGCACCUGCUCCCGCACCUGGAAGGCCAUUCAUACUGCACCAGUUGCCAGUAUGACCUUUGACCCCACCUCCACUUUGCUGGUUACAGGAGGAUGUGACAGCACCAUCAAGAUUUGGGAUAUCCUCAAGCAGUACUGCACCCAUAACUUGAAGGGGUCAUCUGGAGUAGUCCAUUUGGUUCAGUUCCAUCCUGACAUGUCUCGGCUGCAGCUGUUCUCCUCCAGCAUGGAUUAUAAGAUCCGCAUCUGGGAUCUAAAGUCCAGCAAGUGUGUCUCUAUACUGGAGGCCCACUACAGCGCUGUCACCUCCCUCUGCUUCUUCCCUGAUGGGGACACCAUGGUCAGUUCUGGAAGAGAUAAAAUUUGCACGGUGUGGGAUCUAGAGACGAAAACUUCGAAAAGAACAGUGGCCGUGUAUGAGAGUGUGGAAGUGGCAUUGCUUCUUCCAGAAUCCUCGGAUGUGAUUGGCAGAGAAGAUAACGCAGAGUCCCUCCUCUUUGUUACAGCUGGCAGUAAAGGUAUCUUGCGGGUGUGGGAUGCGGCCACCUCUAGGUGUGUGUACAGUCAGAGUUUGCCUCACACCAGCAGGAAAGUGUCGGAGGAAGAAGGGGAUGAGCACAGCCUGAUUCAUUGUCUUCUCCUGCCCAAUCAGAGGGAGGUUCUCACAGUCACAGCGGAACACAAUAUCCUCAUUUAUGAUCUUCAGGAUCUUCAGCUAAAUAAACAGUUUGCAGGCUACAAUGAUGAAGUUCUGGAUGUGAAAUUCCUGGGCCUAUCUGAUUCUCAUGUCGUAGUCGCUACAAACAGCCCCCAAAUUAAAGUUUUUGAGCUGACAACAUCCAACUGCCAAAUCCUGUACGGCCACACAGAAACUGUUCUGGCAAUUGAUGUGUUUAAAAAAGGGCUCCUGUUUGUCAGCUGUGCAAAGGACAAAACUGUCAGAGUUUGGAAGAUGGCAAAGUCUAACGGAAAGGUGACUUGUGUAGCCAUGGGUGGAGGUCAUGCCAACGGUGUUGGAGCAAUCUCCUGUUCAAGAUUGAAGGAGUCUUUUAUAGUGAGUGGAAGUCAGGAUCUAACCUUAAAGAUAUGGAAGCUCCCAGAAUCCAUUUCCUCCAAGCAAGUUAAAGGCCAGUUACCCGGGAUGGAAGGCUUGCAUGCAGCUUGUACGGAGAAGGCACAUGAUAAGGAUAUUAACAGCAUUGCUGUAUCUCCCAAUGACAAGCUGGUUGUCUCCGGCUCUCAAGACAAAACAGCCAAGCUGUGGUCAGCGGCUGACCUCUCCUUAGUGGGUGUCUUUAGAGGACACAAGAGGGGCAUUUGGUGUGUCCAGUUUUCACCAGCAGACCAGGUUGUAGCCACAUCAUCUGCAGACGGAUCCCUGAAACUGUGGGGGCUGCAAGACUUCACUUGCUUGAAGACAUUUGAAGGUCAUGAUGCCUCAGUCUUGAAGGUCAUGUUUGUGAGUCGUGGCACACAGCUGGUUACAAGCGGCUCCGAUGGCCUGUUGAAGCUCUGGACCAUUAAGACAAAUGAGUGUGUCAAGACAUUGGAUUCCCACGAAGACAAAGUGUGGGGACUGCACAGCAACAAACUGGACAACGCUCUAGUGACCGGGUCUGCAGACUCGAGCAUUGUUCUGUGGAAGGAUGUCACAGAGACAGAGCUGGCUGAAGAAAUAGCUAAAAAGGAGGAUGAGAUCUUGAAAAAGCAAGAGCUGUCAAACCUUUUACAUGAGAAGAGGUUCCUGAAGGCUCUGGGCCUGGCCAUUACCCUGGACCAGCCGCACACCGCGCUCAUCGUUGUAAAAGCCAUCCUGAAGGAACCCCAGGGGAAGGAUGAUCUUGAGAAAAACCUGCUGCGGUUACGCAAUGAUCAGAAAGAGGCCAUUCUGAGAUACUGCGCCAUCUGGAACACAAAUUCCCGGAACUGUCGCGAGGCGCAGUGUGUGCUGAACAUCCUCCUCACCCACGUACCACCUGACACCCUGCUCCAGUACAGCGGCAUCCGAGGUACCGUGGAAUCAUUGCUCCCCUACACAGAGCGACACAUGCAGAGGAUGUCCCGACUUCUGCAGGCUUCCAUGUUUGUGGACUUUAUGUGGCAGCACAUGAGACUGACUGAUUUGCCAGAGGAGAAGAUAACAAGUAUACCCGUUACCAGCCGCCCCACACGAGAGGAUGCCAGAGCAUGACCAAGUCACCAAGCUAGGUGACAACCAAGUCCUCUGACAACUGCAGUGCAUAUAGACAAUAUCUAUACCAAGGAGGUCUAAGAAGCCGUGUUUUCUCUACCACUGGGGCCUCGUUGUGUUGUGGAUGGGAGCCGGUGCCCCCCGGGCUCUAUAACAGUGCCUUCAUAAAAUAGACUGAGCGCUUCCUGAAUUUCACAUUUACUGGCCCUGGUAACCUUGGAUCAGAGCGCUGGAGACAACUGCCGUCUCUGCUGAUUGGUUUUUCUGUCCGUUGGACAUCUUUAUAGAGAGAAACUUUUGAGUCUUUAAUUUUUUAUAAUAAACCAUCUUUCCCAAACUUUGGCUACAUGGUGGAUUAAUAAUAAUUGACUGUUUAUCUAAUAAAAGCCUUUAUGCCAA